Messenger RNA from Nerophis ophidion (straightnose pipefish), 7362 nucleotides. It is a transcript of the gene prlrb, whose product is annotated as prolactin receptor b. Gene Ontology annotation, biological process: cytokine-mediated signaling pathway. Gene Ontology annotation, molecular function: protein binding; cytokine receptor activity. Bases 119 to 1564 code for a protein of 481 amino acids. Lineage: Eukaryota; Metazoa; Chordata; Actinopteri; Syngnathiformes; Syngnathidae. Gene Ontology annotation, cellular component: external side of plasma membrane. The transcript has 9 exons. The record is from RefSeq and is a predicted model, not a curated record.
GGCUGUGGCAAGGAAAGGCAACGAAUACCAGAAAAAAAAAGAAAGAAAAAAAAAAAAGAAGCACAUUCCUACCAGGUUUGGUGUUGUCAGGGCGAGCGGCGUACCGGCUGGUGACAAAAUGAGGAGGGGCGUUUCUGGGGCCAUGAUGCUGCUGCUGCUGCUUUUUUCAGUUGCCCGAUGCGGUUUGACCUCACCAGGGAGACCGGUCCUGCUCGGCUGCCGGUCCCCUGAGAAGGAGACGUUCACCUGCCGGUGGGAGCCGGGCUUGGACGGAGGACUGCCGACGACGCACCGCCUCUACUACCAGAAAGAAGGACUGGAGGGAACGCAGGAGUGUCCGGACUACCACACGGCCGGGAGGAACUCCUGUUUCUUCGACAAGAACCAUACGUCCAUUUGGGUGGACUACUACCUGACCGUGGUGGCCUCCAACGCCCUCAGGAACGCCACGUCGGACGUUCUGAAGAUAGACGUGAUGGAAAUUGUCAAGCCCGACUCGCCUGAGAAUGUGGCACUGGAGGUGGAAAACCGUGCGGAAAGUCUUAGUCUACACGUGAGCUGGGAGCAUCCGCGGAAUGUUGACACCAAAUCUGGCUGGGUCACACUGGAAUAUCAGCUACGAGCUAGACAACAACGAGGCAACUGGAAGGAGUACAUGGCUGGCACACAAACCCGAUUCACGCUCUACAGCGUCCAUCCCGGCACGGUGUUUCUGGUCCAGGUGCGCUGUCGGCUGGAUCACGGCUCCUGGAGCAAGUGGUGUGAGACCUCCUACGUAAAGAUCCCCAACAAUAUCUAUAACGAAAAACCCUUGUGGAGCCUAAUUUUGGCUCUCUCUGCCUUUCCAUUUCUUGCAACCCUGUGCAUCGUAGUCACCAAGAGGAAAAGCGUGAAGCAGUGUUUGCUCCCGCCUGUUCCUGGUCCAAAGAUACAAGGGGUUGACGUCACACUUUUCAAGAGGGUGGGUUCUGAGGACAUGGUCAGUGCGCUGAUCAUCAACCAGAGCAUUCUUCCUCCGGUGGCCUGGAAGGACCACAUGGACGACUACCUGAUUGUAUCGGACAACGAUGGCGGGCUUCUACCAGACAAAAAGAGGAGCUUGGUUAUGCCCCCGAGCUUCCGUUUAGACUUCCACUACAAGGACCGAGUGGAGCGGUCCAACCUGAACACUCAGUCAGUCGCAAACCAGGAGGCGUCAAAUCCUGUCGCGCCCAACGGUUGCUACGUGGACCAUGGGAUGUACCUCGGGAUGGAUGCGAAACCCAAGCCCGAGUCCAACUACAGCAGAGUGAAAGAGGUGAAGUCUGUCAAAAUGCUCCUCCUGGACAGAGGAUGCUACACGGAGGUGCCCAGACCAAGUGAACUCCUUGACAACUACAGCCAGGUGGAGGACGUGAACAAUGACAAUAGAGUUCUAUUCCUCCAUAGACGGAGCGGACAGUGGGAGUCCUCGUGUGGAGAAGACGAGCGCCGCCAAAGAAAACCACCGCCCAGAAACGCUCCCACGGACGUGGGUCUUAUAGAUGGCGGCUAUGUGGAGAAGGUCCCAACUCCAAUGUACUGAAUGGUACUUUUUCUUUACACAAACACAAGAAAAGGAACCUUCGUCAGUUCUUGAGCAACACGUUUCAUGUUCAUAAUGGUCCGAUUAUAGAAUAAAAUAUUUAGUAAAUUUCAAUCAAUGGGCAGCACGUUACAACAGGGCUUAGUGCAUUUGCCUCACGAUACGAAGGUCCUGAGUUCAAUCCCAGGCUCGGGAUCUUUCUGUGUGGAGUUUGCGUGUUCUCCCCGUGACUGCGUGGGUUCCCUCCGGCUUCCUCCCACCUCCAAAAAACAUGCACCAGGGGAUAGGUUGAUUGGCAACACUAAGUUGGCCCUAGUGUGUGAAUGUUGUCUGUCUAUCUACUAUGUUGGCCCUGCGAUGAGGUGGCGACUUGUCCAGGGUGUACGCCGCCUUCCGCCCGAAUGCAGCUGAAAUAGGCUCCAGCACACCCCACCCCGCACAAGCGUUACAAAAUGGAUGGAUGGAUCAAUCAAUGGGCAAACUAACCCUAAGCUAACCUCAAACUUUCCCUGAUACAGGUGGUCCUCGUUCCAUGAAGUUUCGUGUUUACGAAUGCCCAUCCAUCCAUUUUCUACCGCUUAUUCCCUUUUGGGGUCGCAGGCGCCUAUCUCAGCUACAAUCGGGCGGAAGGCAGGGCCAACACAGAUGGACAGACAACAUUCACACACUAGGGCCAAUUUAGUGUUGCCAAUCAACCUAUCCCCAGGUGUAUGUCUCGGGAAGUGGGAGGGGCCUAUCCCCAGGUGCAUGUCUUUGGAGGUGGGAGGAAGCCGGAGUACCCGGAGGGAACCCACGCAUUCACGGGGAGAACAUGCAAACUCCACACAGAAAGAUCCCGAGCCUGGGAUUGACCCCAGGACUGCAGGACCUUCGUAUUGUGAGGCAGACGCACUAACCCCUCUCCCACCGUGAAGCCCGUGUUUACGAAUGUAAUCCCAUAACUGCACUUUUUUAGCCUUUAAAGCCUUCCAUCAUCGUUUUAUAUACACACUGCAAGUAUAUAUAUAAUGUAGUAGCAGACACGUUCAUAACAAUAUGUAACACUUUUUUUUCCCCAAAUUCCAUUGUAUGUUAUACUCUUAUGACACCACCAGAUGGCAGUAUAAGUGUCCACAUAAGUGGCCGUAAGACCUCAACUCAGUAGUUUUGGAAAUAAGAGCUAAAAGGUGCUGUCCACGCAUGUGGUCACUAAACCUUUAGAAGUUUAUUUAUUUUAGCAAAACAUAGGACUAUGUUUCUUACUUAUUUUUCUAAUAAACCUGACCUAAGCCUAAUAAUACAGACAUAAUUAUUGAAUACAAAGAAAAUCAAGAGUAAUAUUUCUAUUUCAGAGGUAAUAUUUGUUGUGGAAAAGUUGGGCCCUGAGGUCAACAAGUUUAAGAAACCCCUGGUAUAGACUGAGGACGCACAGUAAAAGCUAAACUUUCCUUAACUCGUUAUCAUCGCGUUAACUUUGACAGCCCCAGGUUUGAGUUAACUUUAUGUCUCCAAAGUGUAUGGUUGACCUCUCUGGUGGCAUCGUGGAAAAGGAAGCAAACAUAAAUAUGGAAUUAGACAUCGUAAAACUCUGGGGAAUCAAGCGACUCGGGAACAUGUAAAGGGGAACUUUUACAAUAAAAUGAGCAGUGAUAACUCAGUGUGCGUAGUAGUCUCAUUUUUGCAGGAGGGGCGGAACUCGUUUGAUGGAGAUGAACCUGCAAAAGUACCUAGCAGGUGGGACGGGCUUUUCAAAUUCCCAGGGACUUUUAAGGGGCGGUGGAAACCACACAGAUUUGAGGUCAAGACAUUCAUGGAAUGCAAAGUGCCUGGAAAAGACGACCAUACUGGCAAUUAAUAACAACAAAGAUGUUUCUGCACUGGUUUUCCACUUUGUAACAUGUUAUUUGGCAAGUGGGACAACUAACUAACUCGCUAUACAUCUUGCCAAACAAUGUAAAGUCACGUGACACAUUUUCACCUGGUGAACGUGUUUGAAAGUUGGCUCAAACUGAAUGUCAAGUCAAUUCUACUUUUACAAACAUAAUUAUAUAUUUUUGAUUGCAAGGCUGUCCUUUGUCACCGAUUCUGUUCAUAACUUUUAUGGACAGAACUUCUAGGCGCAGUCAAGGCGUUGAGGGGCUCCGGUUUGGUGACCGCAGGAUUAGGUCUCUGCUUUUUGCAGAUGAUGUGAAGUGAAGUGAAUUAUAUUUAUAUAGCGCUUUUCUCUAGUGACUCAAAGCACUUUAAAUAGUGAAACCCAAUAUCUAAGUUACAUUUAAACCAGUGUGGGUGGCACUGGGAGCAGGUGGGUAAAGUGUCUUGCCCAAGGACACAGCGGCAGUGACUAGGAUGGCGAAAGCGGGAAUCGAACCUGUGACCCUCAAGUUGCUGGCACGGCUGCUCUACCAACCGAGCUAUGUGGUCCUGAUGGCUUCAUCUGACCGGGAUCUUCAGCUCUCACUGGUUCGGUUCGCAGCCGAGUGUGAAGCGACCGGAAUGAGAAUCAGCACCUCCAAGUCAGAGUCCAUGGUUCUCGCCCGGAAAAGGGUGGAAUGCCAUCUCCGGGUUGGGGAGGAGACCCUGGCCCAAGUGGAGGAGUUCAAGUACCUAGGAGUCUUGUUCACGAGUGGGGGAAGAGUGGAUCGUGAGAUCGACAGGCGGAUCGGUGCGGCGUCUUCAGUAAUGCGGACGUUGUACCGAUCCGUUGUGGUGAAGAAGGAGCUGAGCCGGAAGGCAAAGCUCUCAAUUUACCGGUCGAUCUACGUUCACAUCCUCACCUAUGGUCAUGAGCUUUGGGUCAUGACCGAAAGGAUAAGAUCACGGGUACAAGCGGCCCAAAUGAGUUUCCUCCGCCGUGUGGCGGGGCUCUCCCUUAGAGAUAGGGUGAGAAGCUCUGCCAUCCGGGAGGAACUCAAAGUAAAGCCGCUGCUCCUCCACAUGGAGAGGAGCCAGAUGAGGUGGUUCGGGCAUCUGGUCAGGAUGCCACCCGAACACCUCCCUAGGGAGGUGUUUAGGGCACGUCCAACCGGUAGGAGGCCACGGGGAAGACCCAGGACACGUUGGGAAGACUAUGUCUCCCGGCUGGCCUGGGAACGCCUCGGGAUCCCCCGGGAAGAGCUAGACGAAGUGGCUGGGGAGAGGGAAGUCUGGGUUUCCCUGCAUAGGCUGUUGCCCCCGCGACCCGACCUCGGAUAAGCGGAAGAAGAUGGAUGGAUGGAUGGAUGCAUGGAUUGCAUUUAUUUGCCAAUAGGUUGGUUCUUGUGGUUGUUGUGAGCAGUGGUGUAGGACAGUGGUUCUCAAACUUUUUUUCAGUGAUGUACCCCCUGUGAACAUUUUUUCAUUUCAAGUACCCCCUAAUCAGAGCAAAGCAUUUUUGGUUGGAAAAAAAGAGAUAAAGAAGUAAAAUACAGCACUAUGUCAUCAGUUUCUGAUUUAUUAAAUUGUAUAACAGUGCAAAAAUAUUGCUCAUUUGUAGUGGUCUUUCUUGAACGAUUUGGAAAAAAAUAUAUAAAAAUAACUAAAAACUUGUUGAAAAAUAAACAAGUGAUUCAAUUAUAAAUAAAGAUUUCUACACAUAGAAGUAAUCAUCAACUUAAAGUGCCCUCUUUGGGGAUCGUAAUAGAGAUCCAUCUGGAUUCAUGAAAUUAAUUCUAAACAUUUCUUCGCAAAAAAAGAAAUCUUUAACAUCAAUAAUUAUUGAACAUGUCCACAAAAAUGUAGCUGUCAACACUGAAUAUUGCAUUGUUGCUUUUCUUUUCAGUUUAUGAAUUUACAUUCAUAUUUUGUUGAAGUAUUAUUCAAUAAAUAUAUUUAUAAAGGAUUUUUGAAUAGCUGCUAUUUUAAGAAUAUUUAAAAAAAAUCUUCAAGUACCCCCAAGGGUAAGCGUACCCCCAUUUGAGAACCCCUGGUGUAGGAUGUGUGUGGAACCUUAGUAGCUAAUAUUAGUCAGUCAGACACAAAGAAAUGACCAAUUUUCUCUUCUUAUUUCUUUAGUCUUUGCAAUUUGUGCAGAUUAAAUGAAAAAACGUAAACACAGGCGGUAAACUAGACUUUAAAUAAACACAACGCCAGACUGUUUCUUUUUCAGUCCAUACUUAAGUUCAUUCGACAAGAGUUAGAUAUUCCAAACUGCGCUCAUCACAAACACGCUGAGAAAAUAAACAUAUUUUGAUCUUUACCACACAAAUACAACAUUUUCAAUGUUUGCAUUGAGAUAUUUGAAAACAAUUUCAUAAAAACACAAUUAUUUCAUGACUAAAACAAAAAACAAACACCGGUAUUCCAAACUCUCAAUAAAAUAUGUAAUCACUGAUGCAAUCUAUAUUUAAUAAUUUUACCUUUUUUAACACAUGAUUGUAUUCAAGCUACUAUGCUUUCCCAAUGAUCAUAAAUACAAUACAUUUUAUUAAAACUAAACUACUAUAGAGCCAGUCUGAUGGUACUUUCACAGCUUACUUCUUGUUGUCGAGUCAUUAAAACAUCCAUCACAAUUUCUUAAAGCUCAAACAGAAAUAUUAGAUUUUGUCUUCUGCAGUCAACCAAAAGCAAAUAAGGAAAUUCAUAUUAAUGGGAUUACUGUGAGGGACUGGUUUGGUUCUAUGAAGUUAAAGUGAAAAUCUCUUCUAAAGACAGGUCUUUUUUAUCAAGCUGAUUAGCAGUGAAAGAUGUAGUUGAAAAUGUGCUGCAAAAAUGUAGCAAUGAGACCUCCGGGGGUCAACAAAUGUGAAGAGUUGGACAUCCUUAAAAUCCAAAAGUAGUCAUCCCUGAAAGUUUGCAUAUCUUUUGAUCUACAGUAGAUGUUUUGAUAACAUUUAACCUGAGGGACCUCACCGCACAUUCGCCGCUGUCAGCUCUUCUCGUCUUCAUCAGUGUGCUCGGUACACUCGGCGAAGCGAGCCCACGUGUGGAAGUUCAACGACUCAAAGUUGCAAUCAUUCUCCAACAGUUUCCUCCACAAUUGUCCUGCAAAAAACGUGCAAAUUAAUUAACAUGAUUCAACGCUGUAAUUAUAGCCGGGGCAUUUCCAUUUCCGACCUAAACUAGCCUUCUAUUGCACAGCACAGCAGCGACAGAACCAAUGUUGAAUAUAAGGAUGUCCCGAUCCAAUUUGGUAUCGGUCCAAUAUCAGCAAAAAAAACAAAACAAGUAUUGGAUAUCGGCUAGCAGCGAUACAAGCAGUCCAGCAGCGUGUUUACUUGUGCAAAUCUUUACAGCCAGUUAACAUCUAAAUGUCAUCCAAAAAAGUGAAGUUGAUCUGCCGCUUCUUUUCUUUCUCCUAUGUCCCCCCCCUCCCUUGUGGAGGGGGUCCGGUCCGAUGACCAUGGAUGAAGUACUGGCUGUCCAGAGUCGAGACCCAGGAUGUACCGCUCGUCGGGACCCAGGAUGGACCGCUCGCCUGUGUAUUGGUUGGGGACAUCUCUACGCUGCUGAUCCGCCUCCGCUUGAGAUGGUUUCCUGUGGACGGGACUCUGGCUGCUGUCUUGGAUCCGCUUGAACUGAACUCUCGCGGCUGUGUUGGAGCCACUAUGGAUUGAACUUUCACAGUAUCAUGUUAGACCCGCUCGACAUCCAUUGCUUUCGGUCCCCUAGAGGGGGGGGGGUUGCCCACAUCUGAGGUCCUCUCCAAGGUUUCUCAUAGUCAGCAUUGUCACUGGCGUCCCGCUGGAUGUGAAUUCUCCCUGCCCACUGGGUGUGAGUUUUCCUUGCCCUUUUGUGGGUUCUUCCGAGGAUGUUGUAGUCGUAAUGAUUUGUGCAGUCCUUUGAGACAUUUGUGAUUUGGGGCUAUAUAAAUAAACAUUGAUUGAUUUACAAAAGGUGAA